Messenger RNA from Setaria italica (foxtail millet), 936 nucleotides. RefSeq names its product calcium-dependent protein kinase 24. Bases 1 to 936 code for a protein of 311 amino acids. Lineage: Eukaryota; Viridiplantae; Streptophyta; Magnoliopsida; Poales; Poaceae. Gene Ontology annotation, biological process: protein autophosphorylation; peptidyl-serine phosphorylation; intracellular signal transduction. The record is from RefSeq and is a predicted model, not a curated record. Gene Ontology annotation, molecular function: ATP binding; calmodulin binding; calcium ion binding. The transcript has 7 exons. Gene Ontology annotation, cellular component: nucleus; cytoplasm.
AUGUUUUCUGUCUGUGACAAAUUCAGUGAUGUUGUUGGGAGUCCCUACCAUGUCGCACCAGAGGUACUACAGAAAUGCUAUGGUCCAGAAGCUGAUGUGUGGAGCGCAGGGGUGAUCCUGUACAUUUUGCUUUGUGGUGUCCCCCCAUUUUGGGCAGAAACUGAAGCGGGAAUCUUCAGGCAGAUUCUGCGAGGUAAACUUGAUUUUGAAUCUGAACCCUGGCCAAGUAUCUCUGAUAGUGCUAAGGAUCUGGUCCGUAAUAUGCUUACUCGGGAUCCUAAGAAGAGAUUUAGUGCUCAUGAGGUUCUUUGUCACCCUUGGAUUGUUGAUGAUGCCGUGGCACCUGAUACGCCUAUUGAUUCUGCUGUUUUGUCAAGGCUGAAGCAUUUUUCGGCAAUGAACAAGCUCAAGAAGAUGGCAUUGAGGGUUAUUGCUGAAAGCCUGUCUGAGGAAGAGAUUGGAGGCCUCAAGGAGCUCUUUAAAAUGAUUGAUACAGACAAUAGUGGUACUAUAACAUUUGAUGAGCUGAAAGAUGGCUUGAAAAGGGUAGGCUCAGAAUUGACAGAGAAUGAAAUCCAGGCUCUAAUGGAAGCAGCUGAUAUUGACAACAGCGGAACCAUUGACUAUGGUGAAUUCAUUGCAGCUACGUUGCACAUGAAUAAGCUGGAGAGGGAGGAAAACUUGGUUUCAGCAUUCUCAUUUUCCGACAAAGAUGGAAGUGGCUUUAUAACCAUUGAUGAGCUGUCACAAGCAUGCCGUGAAUUUGGUCUUGAUGAUGUUCACCUUGAGGAUAUGAUUAAAGACGAUGGACAAAUCGACUACAGCGAGUUUACAGCAAUGAUGAGGAAGGGCAAUGCUGGUGCAGCAGGAAGGAGAACCAUGAGGAACAGCUUGCACUUGAAUCUUGGCGAGCUCCUGAACCCCAGCAAAACCUAG